This is a messenger RNA of Linum tenue, 1069 nucleotides long. NCBI's taxonomy places the organism in Eukaryota, Viridiplantae, Streptophyta, Magnoliopsida, Malpighiales, Linaceae. The record is from the annotation of a GenBank genome assembly.
GAGAUGAAUGAAUAAAAAGAACUCUACCCUCUCUUCUCUUGUGUCUUUCCCUCUCUAAUAUUCUCUUGUAGUUGUUUAUAUUUUCCAUUAGUUUCAUAACAAUGAGAGCAUUGUGGUGUUGGACAAUAGAUGGAAAGGUCGACUAAGUCUGUGACCGGCAAGCGCCUCACUUCCUGUUCCCGUGAUACGGAAAGAAAUGUCAGUGGCGCCAAUGAAGAGAGUGGCUGGACUGCAUAUUUCGACGAUCUUUACAGCAGCUACAAUUACAGUGAAUAUAUGUCUUUGUCUGUCGGUAAGCAUCAGUGUCGGAGCUCUUCCCUAUUAUCCGACGCUGCAUCCGUAGUCGGUAAUAAGACUCCGAAGAAGCUGGAUUCGGCUUCAGAAAACGUUAAAAGACAGAAUUUCAAGAAGAGAAGAACUGCAAAAUCUUUGGUUGACGAUGAGGGGAUUGAAGAUACGGCUAGCUCUCUUCAUCGGAAUAAUGAUGAUACUGCUAGUUCUAUUAAUAUAAACAGUUCCAUGCAGAGAAGUUUAGUCCAGACGAUGCGGAGCUUGAUUUACUCGCCGUACAAUUGCCAAGGAAAUAAAAUUAGUGAUCCAGGUCCUACUGACCCUCUCGUGGAGUCCAUUGCAGCUUGCAGGAUCAAUGUAUUGAUCCCCCCUCCCCCCUCUUAUCAGUUCAUAUUGAUCGCUGUUGUCACCGCAGUCCUCUACGAUACUGACGUUCCUCUAGACAGUGGAAGAGGAAGUGGCAACAAUAAUGACUGCCGAGAUGGUGAAGGAGAUGAAAUCGGCGAUUGGAACGCGAAUAAGAGACCUCCUAGAAUGUUCGGCGGGAGGGAGAGGGAGGCGGUGGCGGCAGCGGCAACGGGGUUGACAGUCUCCGUCGCUAUCACUACGAUGAGAAAUCUGGCGGUGGAGUUGAAAGAAGAGAUGAGUGUGAGGGGUUUUCGAGAAAAGGGAGAGUUGGAGAAGAAAGAUGCGAGGAAGAAGACAGAAUGAAGGGAAAUAAUUCCUUCUUGUUUAUCUGUACUUAUUUGUGGGCUCCAAAUAGAUACUAAGCAAUAGU